AUUGCACAAAGAAUUUAGUAAAUCACAGUUGCAGGCCUUUCUGUUUUCCAGGAGUUGAAAAAUGAGCUGGUCUGGAGGAGAUUGGAUGUGUGCAGCAUGCCAACACCAGAACUUUAAGAAGAGAGAGGCCUGCCAACGCUGCGGGUACCCGAAGUACGGCGGUCCCGAUGUGUCGACUUACUUGUACAGCCGGACCGAAGUUAUGGCCGGCGACUGGUAUUGUACUGCCCUGAGCUGUGGUGCUCACAACUAUGCUAGCCGAACAAACUGUUAUCGAUGCGGUACCGUUAAGAACGAUUACGGAGGUUAUGGUAUGAUGGGGUCCGAAAGCAGUGUUCCCCCAGGGUGGAAAACUGGUGAUUGGAUGUGUACUAGAUAUGGGUGUGGAGUUCACAACUAUGCAAGCAGGCUGGAGUGCUUCAAAUGCAAGACACCAAGGGACUUUGGGGAUGCCUAGGAAUUGAUGACAAGAACACUGUCUGCAAUGUCACUGAGUCAGUUUUUUCCCAUGCAACUGAGCACUAAUCAUUCAAAAGAAGGGUUUCUGGGUACAUGAAAGCUUUGUUUCAUAAAAAAAUUCAAUGGAAAAUACUAUGUUUUCA
This is a messenger RNA of Hibiscus syriacus, 602 nucleotides long. RefSeq lists its product as uncharacterized. The coding region runs from base 62 to 457 and encodes 131 amino acids. Lineage: Eukaryota; Viridiplantae; Streptophyta; Magnoliopsida; Malvales; Malvaceae. The transcript has 4 exons. Gene Ontology annotation, molecular function: mRNA binding. Gene Ontology annotation, cellular component: cytoplasm. The record is from RefSeq and is a predicted model, not a curated record.